Messenger RNA from Plasmodium knowlesi strain H, 540 nucleotides. RefSeq names its product thioredoxin 3, putative. NCBI's taxonomy places the organism in Eukaryota, Apicomplexa, Aconoidasida, Haemosporida, Plasmodiidae. The record is from RefSeq and is a predicted model, not a curated record. Bases 1 to 540 code for a protein of 179 amino acids. The transcript is spliced from 5 exons.
AUGGCGCUUAUUUGCAUCGGCUCUGUUUGUUUUUCGCUUCUCCAUGUGGGCGUUAUAAUUUUAUUCAUCAUAAAUUAUUUCUAUGGGUAUUUGAAGAAGUACUUACCAAACUUCCUCACACGUGGCGAAGAAGAAAAGAACAAACAAAUUGAAGCGUCUUUACAGCGCAGGGAGAAGAACAAAGACUAUACCGAAAGCAGCUAUGUUGAGUUAGCUGAUGGAGACAGUUUGAGCGGCUUGUUGGAGUCUACCAAGAAUGUCUCCGUGGUCGUGAAGUUCGGAGCAACUUGGUGCAAGCCGUGUACCAAAAUCAAGCGAUACUUUAAGAAUCAGACCAUGAGCUACGCAGUGACGCUUAUCGACGUGGACGUGGACAUACAUGAGGCGCUUAGGGAUGAAUACAACAUUAAGGCUCUUCCUACCUUUUUAUUUUACGUGCAGAUAAAAAAUAAUUGGGUUAUGACUGAACGGAUUGAAGGAUCCAACGAAGAGGACAUAGAAAAAGCCUUCCAAAAAUACUGUGUCCUUAAGGAAAGUUAA